Molecule: messenger RNA, 10809 nt
Organism: Cynocephalus volans (Philippine flying lemur)
Lineage: Eukaryota; Metazoa; Chordata; Mammalia; Dermoptera; Cynocephalidae
Gene: MAP1A
Product: microtubule associated protein 1A
Exons: 7
Coding region: 16-9177 (3053 amino acids)
Biological process (GO): dendrite development; axonogenesis; regulation of microtubule depolymerization
Cellular component (GO): cytosol; microtubule; synapse
Molecular function (GO): microtubule binding; actin binding
Source: RefSeq, a predicted model, not a curated record
UCGACCGGAGUUUCCAUGGAGACCGAGGCCUGGCCCGCUAGACCUCCCGACGUUGCCAUGGAGACAACUCCGGGGCUGGGGCUCCGCAGUCCCGAAGCACCGCUGGCUCACUACCCAGCCCAGCCGCUGUGCGAGGCCCGAGCCGCGGUGGCUGUGGCAAGCUGGGACCUUCGCAAACACUCUUUGCUCAUCGUGAUCGGCGAUAUCGGCACAGAGAGUCAGCUGAGGGCCGUGCGGGCCCACCUUGAACAAGGGAUUCUCUCCUGGAACAUUGACUUAUCAUCCUUUGACUUGAACCAAGAGUUGAGACUCUUCAUUACCCGGCACCUAGCUCACUUCUCCUCAGAGGUCAAAGGCCAGAGGACCCUCUGCCAUCAGAGUGAGAUCCUAGAGACCAUCAUCCUGGUAAACCCCAGUACAGACAGCAUCAGCUCUGAGGUUUACCAUCUCCUUAGCAGCCCAUCAGCUCACAAACUACUGAUCUUGAGUGGACAAAGUUUAGAGCCUGGGGGAGACCUCAUUCUACAGAGUGGCACCUACUCCUACCAAAACUUUGCCCAGGUUCUUCACAAUCCAGAGAUUACCCAAUUGCUCAGCAAUAGAGACCCUGGGAUCCAGGCCUUCCUCACCGUGUCCUGCUUAGGGGAAGGUGAUUGGAGCCACCUGGGACUAUCCAGUUCCCAAGAGACCCUGCAUCUCCAGCUAAACCCCGAGCCCACACUGCCAAUCAUGGAUGGUGUGGCUGAGUUUUCUGAGUAUGUCUCUGAGACUGUGGAUGUACCAUCCCCCUUUGAUCUGCUAGAGCCCCCCACCUCAGGGGGCUUCCUCAAGCUCUCCAAGCCUUGCUGCUACAUCUUCCCAGGUGGUCGUGGGGACUCUGCUCUCUUUGCUGUCAAUGGUUUCAACAUCCUGGUGGAUGGUGGCUCUGAUCGCAAGUCCUGUUUCUGGAAGCUGGUGCGGCAUCUGGACCGUAUUGACUCAGUGCUACUCACACACAUUGGGGCAGACAACCUGCCAGGCAUCAAUGGACUCCUGCAGCGCAAAGUGGCAGAGCUAGAGGAGGAGCAGUCCCAGGGGUCUAGCAGCUAUAGUGACUGGGUGAAGAACCUCAUCUCCCCUGAGCUUGGAGUUGUCUUCUUCAACGUGCCUGAUAAGCUGCGGCUGCCUGAUGCCUCCAGAAAGGCCAAGCGCAGCAUUGAGGAGGCCUGCCUCACUCUGCAACACCUAAACCGCCUGGGCAUCCAGGCUGAGCCUCUGUACCGUGUGGUCAGCAACACCAUUGAGCCGCUGACCCUCUUCCACAAAAUGGGUGUGGGCCGGCUGGACAUGUAUGUCCUCAACCCUGUCAAGGACAGCAAGGAGAUGCAGUUCCUCAUGCAAAAGUGGGCAGGCAAUAGUAAAGCCAAGACAGGCAUCGUGCUGGCCAGUGGGAAAGAAGCUGAGAUCUCAGUGCCCUACCUGACCUCUAUCACUGCUCUGGUGGUCUGGCUACCAGCCAACCCCACUGAGAAGAUUGUGCGUGUGCUUUUUCCAGGAAAUGCUCCCCAGAACAAGAUCUUGGAGGGCCUGGAAAAGCUUCGGCACCUGGACUUCCUCCGUUACCCUGUGGCUACACAAAAGGACCUGGCCGCUGGAGCUGUGCCUGCCAACCUCAAACCCAGCAAAAUUAAACAGCGGGCAGACAGCAAGGAGAGCCUCAAAGCCACUACCAAGACGUCUGUGAGCAAGCUGGCUAAACGGGAGGAGGUGGCAGAAGAGGGAGCCAAGGAGGCCCGCUCAGAGCUGGCCAAGGAGUUAGCCAAGACAGAGAAGAAGUCAAAAGAGCCAUCUGAGAAGCCCUCAGAGAAGCCUACCAAGCCUGAGAAGGUGAGGACAGAGUCAAGUGAGGCACUGAAGGCAGAGAAGCGAAAGCUGAUCAAGGACAAGGUGGGGAAGAAGCACCUUAAAGAAAAGAUAUCAAAGCUGGAAGAAAAAAAAGACAAGGAGAAAAAAGAAAUCAAGAAGGAGAGGAAGGAGCUCAAGAAAGAUGAAGGAAGGAAGGAGGAAAAGAAAGACACCAAGAAGGAGGAGAAGAGGAAAGACAACAAAUCUGAGGUGAAGAAGAUUUCCAAACCAGACCUGAAGCCCUUUACUCCUGAGGUACGUAAGACCCUCUACAAAGUCAAGGCUCCUGGAAGAGUCAAGAUGGACAAGACCCGAGCUGCCCGUGGGGAGAAGGAGCUGUCUUCUGAGCCACGAACACCCCCAGCCCAGAAGGGGACUGUGCCACUCCCAACCGUCGCUGGGCACAGGGAGCUGGCCCUGUCCUCACCAGAGGACCUCACACAGGACUUUGAGGAAAUGAAGCGUGAGGAGAGGGGUUUGCUAGCUGAACAAAGGGACAUGGGAUUAGGAGAGAAACUACUCCCUCUAGACACUGCAGAGGAGGGACCCCCAAGCACAGCUAUCCAGGGAAUACUACCCUCUGUCCCAGGGCUGAAACAAGAAGAGCAUAGGAUGAAGGAGAAAGAGGUUGUCCCAGACAUCCCUGAGGAACAAGGCAGCAAAGACAAAGGCCCAGACUCUGGGGCUGAAACAGAGGAAGAGAAAGAUACCUGGGAUGAAAAGAAGCAGAGAGAAGCAGAGAAGCUCCCAGAUAGAACAGAAGCCAGAGAAGAAAGUGAACCUGAGGCAAAGGAGGAUGUGAUAGAAAAGGCUGAGUUAGAAGAAAUGGAGGAGGUGCACCCUUCAGAUGAGGAGGAAGAGGAAGAGACAAAGGCUGAGGGUUUUUACCAAAAACAUAUUCAGGAAGCCCUGAAGGUAACUCCCAGGGGCAGGGAGGCUCUUGGGGGCCGGGAACUGGGACUCCAAGGCAAGGCCCCUGAGAGGGAGACCUCAUCAUUCCUAAGCAGCUUGGCCACACCUGCAGGAGCCACUGAGCAUGUCUCUUAUAUCCAGGACGAGACAAUCCCUGGCUACUCAGAGACCGAGCAGACCAUCUCAGAUGAGGAGAUCCAUGAUGAGCCAGAGGAGCGCUCAGCUCCACCCAGAUUCCCUACAAGUACGUAUGACCUCCCUGGGACUGAAGGUCCUGGCUCCUUUGAAACUAGCCAGCCUACAGAUAGUGCUGUUCCUGCCACCUCCAGCAAAGGCUAUGGAGCACCAGAGACUGAGAUUACCUACCCCCCCAACAUGGUGGCUGCCCCUUUGGCUGAAGAGGAACAUGUGUCCUCAGCCACCUCAAUCACUGAGUGUGACAAACUUUCUUCCUUUGCCACAUCAGUGGCUGAGGACCAGUCCGUGGCCUCACUCACAGCUCCCCAGACAGAGGAGACAGGCAAGAGCUCCUUGCUGCUUGACACAAUCACAAGCAUCCCUUCUUCUCGCACCGAAGCCACUCAGGGCUUGGACUACGUGCCAUCAGCUGGUACUAUCUCACCCACCUCCUCAUUGGAAGAAGACAAGGGCUUCAAAUCACCACCCUGUGAGGACUUCUCUGUGACUGGGGAAUCAGAGAAGAGAGGAGAGAUAUUAGGGAGAGGAUUGCCUGGAGAGAAAGCCGCACAAGAGGAAGAGGAGGAGAUGGCAAAGGUAGAGAUGUCUGAGAAACUUCGCAGUCAAUAUGGAUCUCCGAUGUUUGGUGCCCCUGGACAUGCCCCACAUCCAGGGGAACCAGCCCUUGGAGAAGUGGAGGAGAGGUGCCUCAGUCCAGAUGACAGCACAGUGAAGAUGGCCUCUCCUCCAGCAUCUGGCCCACCUAGUGCUACCCACACACCCUUUCAUCAGUCCCCAGUGGAAGAAAAGUCUGAGCCUGAAGACUUUCGGGAAGCAGGCUCCUGGGGAGACACUAAGCGCAUACCAGGUGUGGGCAAAGAAGAUGCUGCAGAGGAGACAGUCAAGCCAGGGCUUGAAGAGGGCAUACUAGAGAAGGAGGGGGAGGUACCUCAUCUCAGGAGCCCCCAGGCCCAGGAGGCACCCAUCAGCAUGGUUGGGGGAUAUUCAGGCUGCACCAUUCAUCUGUUUCCAGAACAGGACAAAGCGAGGGUCUUUGAGACUAUGGAGGCAGGAAAGUCCGCAGGUCCUAUUCUGGGAGCAGAAGCCCCUCCCAGAGAUUUGAGAACAUCACUCCAAGAACCUGGUGAACCUCAGAAAGAUGAGGUGCUCCAAUUUCCUGAACGAAGCCUCUCUCCUGAAGAUGCAGAGUCCCUCUCUGUCCUCAGCGUGGUCUCCGCAGAUACUGCCAACCAAGUGCUCACCCCCAUGUCUCCCUGUGGUCUGACAGAGCAGCACCUACACAAAAACCUUUGGCCAGAGGUAUCUCCAGAAGGCACCCAGUCACUUUCUCUCUCAGAAGAGAGUCCCAGCAAGGAGACCUCGUUGGAUGUCUCUUCUAAGCAGCUCUCUCCAGAAAGCCUUGUCACCCUCCAGUUUGGGGAACUAAGCCUUGGAAAGGAAGUAAAAGGGCCUCUGAUGCAAGCUGAAGACACCUCUCACCACCUAGCUCCCAUGUCUGUUCCAGAACCCCAUGCAGCCACAGUGUCACCUCCCACAGAUGAGAUAACUGGAUACUCUGCACAGGCAGACAUCUCAGAUGAGAGCCCUGACAGAAAAUUACCUGCCAGUUCCUUCUCUCACUCUACACUGGCAGGAGAUGAGAAGCACUCACCUGGGGUAAUCACAAGCCCUGGUGAACACAUUCUGACACCUGAUAGUUCCCUCACCAAGAGUUCUGAGUCUUUGCCAAGCCCAGCCAUGGAGGAUAUUGCCAUGGACUGGGAAGGUAAAGUUCCAGGGUUGAAAGACAGAACCCCAGACCAGAAGUACAAAGAACCCGAGCCAAAGGACGAAGUUCUUCUGCAGAAGGACAAAACUCUGGAUCAGAAGGAUAUUGUUAUACAGCAGAAGGAUAUAGCUAUCCAUCAGAAAGAUGAGGCUCUGAAAGAAAAGAACAAGGCAAUGGAACAGCAGGGUAAGGCUUUAGAACAAAAAGGCAGAGACUUAGAUCAAAAUGAUGCAGCCCUAGAACAGAAAGACAAGGCCCUGGAACAGAAGGACAAGAUCCUAGAAGAGAAAGACAAAGCCUUAAAACAAGAGGACACAGCCCUGGGACAGAAAGACAAGGCCCUGGAACCAAAAGACAAACACUUAGAACAAAAAGACAAGGCCCUGGAACAGAAGGACAAGAUUCCAGAAGAGAAAGGCAAAGACUUAGAACAAAAGGAGAAGGCCCUGGUACAGAAGGACAAGAUCCUGGAAGAGAAAGACAAAGCUUUAGAACAAAAAGUCCAAGACUUCGAACAUAAAGAUAAGGAUCCAGAGAACAAGGUCCCUGAACUGAAGGGCAAGUCUCCAGAACAGACAGACAAAGCACCCGAACAAAAAAACAAGGCCCAGGAACAGAAGGAUAAGGCCUUAGAAAAGAACGAUCAGGCCUUAGAACAAAAAUACUUGUCCCUAGGACAAAAGGAUGAUGAAGCCCUAGAACAAAACAAUGAGGUGGCUGAACAGAACAAAACUCAGGAGCAGGAGCACCUAGUGCAGGAGGAUAAAACUAUGAAAUCAAAGGAGAUGAUCCUAGUCGAAAAAUCCCCAGAAAAGGUCAAGGCUGUGGAACAGAAGGAAGAAGCUCUUCUGGAGAAGACCAAAGCUCUGGAGCUAGAAGAGAGCACAGUGCAGGAGGGCAAGGCUCAAGAGCAGGAAGAAAAAUACUGGAAGGAGCAACAUAUAGUCCAGGAGUGGCAAGAAACAUCUCCAACCAGAGGGGAACCAGUUGGAGAACAGAAAAGGCCUGCCCCAGCGUGGGAGGAUACAUCUCCUGAGCAGGAGGACAGGUAUUGGAGGGGCAGAGAAGACAUGGCCCUGGAACAGGACACAUACUGGAGGGAGCUGAGCUGUGAGCGGAAGGUCUGGUUCCCUCAUAAAUUGGAAGGCCAGCGGGCCCGCCCACGGUACACUGAGGAACGGGAGAGCACUUUCCUCGAUGAGGGACCAGUUGAUGAACAAGAAGUGCCCCUCCUGGAGCACACACCUCGGAGCCCCUGGGCCUCAGACUUCAAGGAUUUCCAGGAUCCCUUACCACAGAAGGAGUUGGAAGUGGAGCGCUGGCUCGCUGAGUCACCAGUUGGGCUGCCACCAGAGGAAGAGGACAAGCUUACCCGCUCUCCCUUUGAGAUAAUCUCCCCUCUGGCCUCCCCAUCUGAGAUGGUUGGACAGAGGGUUCCUCCAGCCCCAGGACAAGAGAGCCCUAUCUCAGAGCCUAAGCCUAUGCCAACCAUGAGAAACGAACCCAGCACCCCCUCAUGGCUGGCUGACAUCCCCCCAUGGGUACCCAAGGACAGACCCUUGCCCCCUGCACCCCUCUCCCCAGCUCCAGCUCCCCCCACGCCUGCCCCAGAGCACCACACUCCUGCGCCCUUCUCCUGGGGCACAGCUGAGUAUGACAGUGUGGUAGCUGCAGUGCAGGAGGGGGCAGCUGAGUUAGAAGGUGGGCCGUACUCCCCCCUGGGGAAGGACUACCGCAAGGCUGAAGGGGAAAGGGAAGAAGACAGUCGAGCUGGGGCUCCUGACAGCAGCCCCCACAGCCCAAAGGUCCUAGAGACCAAUGAGAGCUGUGCCACUAGGGAGACAGAGCAAACUGAGCCAGAGCAGAGAGAGCCCACACCCUAUCCUGAUGAAAGAAGCUUUCGGUAUGCAGACAUCUAUGAGCAGAUGAUGCUUACUGGGCUUGGCCCUGCAUGCCCCACUAGGGAGCCUCCACUUGGAGCAGCUGGGGAUUGGCCCCCAUGCCUCUCAACCAAGGAAGAGGCUGCCGGCCGAAACACAUCUGCAGAGAAGGAGCUUUCAUCUCCUGUCUCGCCCAAGAGCCUCCAAUCUGACACUCCAACUUUCAGCUAUGCAGCCCUGGCAGGACCUACUGUACCCCCCAGGAAGGAACCUGAGCCGGGGUUGAGUGUAGAGCCCAGCCUCACCCCACCUGCAGUGCCCCCCCGUGCUCCUAUCUCCCUGAGCAAAGGCUCAAGCCGUCCUCUUAAUGGUAACAUCCUGAGCUACAGCCCAGAUAGGAGGACCCCAUCUCCUAAGGAAUCAGGCCAGUGUCACCGGGAAGACAGCACUAGUGACUCAGAGCUGGAGAAGGGGGCUCAGGAACAGCCAGAGAAAGAGGCCCAGUCCCCAAGUCCCCCACACCCCAUCCCUGCAGGGCCCCCCACAUUGUGGCCUGAAAUUUCCUCGGACUCACACCUGGGUCCUGCCAGACCCAGCUUGGACUUCCCUGCUUCAGCCUUUGGCUUCUCCUCAUUGCAGCCAGCUCCCCCACAGCUGCCUUCUCCAGCUGAACCCCGCUCGGCACCCUGUGGCUCCCUUGCCUUCUCUGGGGAUCGAGCUCUGGCUCUGGCUCUGGCUCCAGGACCACCAACCAGAGCCCGGCAUGAUGAGUACCUGGAAGUGGCAAAGGCCCCCAGCCUGGACUCCUCACUGCCCCAGCUCCCAUCACCUAGCUCUCCUGGGGCCCCUCUCCUCUCCAAUCUGCCACGACCUGCCUCACCAGUCCUGUCUGAAGGCUCCUCCUCUGAGGCUACCACACCUGUGAUUUCAAGUGUGGCUGAGCGCUUCCCUCCAAGCCUGGAGGCUGCAAAACAGGGGUCUGGAGAGCUGGACCCAGGAAUGGAACCAGCUAGCCACAGUAUAUGGGACCUCACUCCUCUGAGCCCAGCACCUCCAGCUUCACUGGACUUGGCCCUAGGUCCAGCUUCAUGCCUGCCUGGAGACAUGGAUGAUGGCACCCUGCCCUGCCGCCUGGAGUGCUCAGGAGUAGCCACAAAGAAGCCAAGUCCCUUCCAGGGUUCCUCUGGGGAUUGUUCAGCCAAUGGCCCAACUGAAACCAGCCCCUGCCACCCAGGCCCUGCCCCAGCCAAGGCUGAGAAAGAAGAGACAGAGGUCUGUCCUGCCUGGGAACGAGGGGCCUGGCCUGAGGGAGCUGAGAGGAGCUCCCGGCUCAACACACUGCUCUCCCCUGAGCAGCCACUGUGUCCUGGAGGGGGCUCAGGUGACCCACACAGCAGUGUCUCUUCUGAGAUUGAGGCUGGUCCCCAAGGAUGUGCUGCUGAGCCCCAGCCCCACCAUGCAGAGCUCUCCCCAUCCUUCCUGAAUCCAUCUCUGACCCCAUCCACAGAUGACAAUGACCUCUCAACUGAGGAAUCUCGGCUGGUGGGAAGAGGAGGGCGGCACCGGGCAGGGGGGCCAGUGGCCACAGGGGGCCCUUGCCCUGUGGCUGAUGAGACACCCCCCACAUCAGCCAGUGACUCAGGCUCCUCACAGUCAGAUUCUGAUGUCCCACCAGAAACUGAGGAGUGUCCAUCCAUCACAGCUGAGGCAGCCCUCGAUUCAGAUGAGGAUGGGGACUUCCUGCCUGUGGACAAAGCUGGGGGUGUCAGUGGAACUCAUCAUCCCAGGCCGGGCCACGACCCACCCCCUGUACCCCAGCCAGACCCCCACCCCUCCCCUCCCCGCCCUGAUGUGUGUAUGGCCGACCCUGAGGGGUUCAGCUCAGAGUCUGGGAGGCUAGAGAGGCUACGGGAGAAGGAGAAGGUGCAGGGGCGAGUAGGGCGCAGGGCCCCAGGCAGAGCCAAGCCGGCAUCCCCCGCACGGCGUCUGGAUCUUCGGGGAAAACGCUCACCCACCCCUGGUAAAGGGCCUACAGAUCGAGCAUCCCGGGCCCCACCCCGACCACGCAGCACUCCAAGUCAGGUCAUCCCAGCAGAGGAAAAGGAUGGACACAGCCCCAUGUCUAAAGGCCUGGUCAACGGACUCAAGGCAGGACCGGUGGCCUUGGGUUCCAAGGGCAGCUCUGGCCCCCCUGUAUAUGUGGAUCUCGCCUAUAUCCCGAAUCAUUGCAGUGGCAAGACUGCUGACCUUGACUUCUUCCGUCGAGUGCGUGCAUCCUACUAUGUGGUCAGUGGGAAUGACCCUGCCAAUGGCGAGCCAAGCCGGGCUGUGCUGGAUGCCCUGCUGGAGGGCAAGGCCCAAUGGGGGGAGAACCUUCAGGUGACUUUGAUCCCUACACAUGACACAGAGGUGACUCGUGAGUGGUACCAGCAGACACAUGAGCAACAGCAACAACUGAAUGUCCUGGUCCUGGCUAGCAGUAGCACCGUGGUCAUGCAGGAUGAAUCCUUUCCAGCCUGCAAGAUCGAGUUCUGAAAGAACCAUCUUUCCUUCCCCAAGGAUCCAUCCCCCCAGCUCCUUUAUAGAAUGGCUACUGCUAAGUCCUUUGGGGUUGAGGGAGAUGGGAGCUGGGGGUGGGGUGUGUCGGAAGCAGGUAUCUUAUUGUGGGGACCUGGGCUGGGCUAAAGGAUUGUCCCUCCCCCUCAUCCACUCCUUAGAGGGUCUCAAAACCAAAGGUAACAAGGAUAGGAUAGGGGGAAGGUGCAAAUUUGGAUAGGAGAUCAUCUGAUUGCUGAGAACUCUGGAGAGACACCCUCUCCUAGCUGCCAAAUGCUGGCAUUGGAAGAGGAGUGAGGAUGGGUCUCAGAGAGCAACCUCCUCCCUCAUAGAGGGAGAUCAUAUACCCAACCCCAGGGACCUCUUUAUCUCAAUCCAUUUGUUUAGCAUCCCUAGAAGGAUUUUCAGUACUAAUUUCUGUGACCUGGCAGCAGGAUAUUGUCAGUGAUGUGCCCAGAGCUGCGUCUUUUCUUUCAACUCCCAUCCCCUUACCCACCAGAGUCUGGGUUCUAGCGGGCGCUUGGGGGUACACCACUGCUACACUGUCUUACUGCUUCCCUCAGUAUCUGAAUGUCUCAAACCAAAACUUGAAGCUCUUUAGACCAACAGACUGGUGAGAGAAGAAAGGAGCUUGUCUCCCAGCCUCUGCUUCAUACCAUUCACAUCCCAGGGCUGUGUCCAGACCAGGCCUAUUGGACAGCACAAAAGGGCAAGGAGAUCCCAGCCCCAAUCCCAGAAUUCUUCCAACCUCCCUGACCCUUUGAGGUUUUCACCCACCCCAUUCCAAUUAUCCUGAUUCCUUCUCAUUCCCUGCUUGGCUUCCCUGCAUGUGAUCAUCUGCUGUGGCCUGGUGUGUAAUGGGUCACAAAUAAGCCACUGCUUGACAUCCCAACAUUUGACACCCCAGCAAUGUGUGACUCCCCCAACAUUCCACUAUGCCAUCCUGCAGCUGAAAUGGGAAAGCUGACUGCCUCUCCAAACCCAAACUCUUGGACAGAGGAUCUGAGAGGUAGAGGCCAGGCCAAAGGACUUAGGGAAAAUGAGAGGGAGGAAGGAAAGAGGGAGAGGAAGCUGAGCUAUAGCUUAAUUCCUACAGAGUGAAAUGGAAAUGGGCAGAAAAUACUACUCCAGGGGAGGACCUCACCCCAAGCAAGCCAGUGAGCAGCCCUGCUAGACUACUGCUGGACCGAGAAAGCCAGAUGCUGAUAAUCAUCUGGGCUUGUCUUCUCUGCCAAACAACUGGGAAACCAAAAUGAGCCACCUUGUGUUCCUAGCUCCCACCCUCCCCAUGCUGCUGUGCUCUGCUCCUCCCCAUACUUCCCUGCUAUAGUUCCUAGCUGCUGUAAUGAAGCUGCCUCCAACUCUAACAAUAAAUCAAGUUCAUCGCAGAUGGUGUAGUGCUGCUUAGGCUUUUUCUAACUCCACAUAUUGCUUAGUUGCUGGGCCCUGGCUUCCACCUCUUUGCUUCAACCAGCAUUGUCAUUUAUCUCAGAAGAUUUCAAUGCCUUUGAUUAUUGGAAUCAGUUCCAGGAACCAAAGAACAUAGUCAGGGUGGGCAAAAUAAAAAGACAUAGGAUGCAGCAUAAUUUCUAAAAAUGUGUGAAAAUGCCU